AUGGAUGCGCCGGACGCACCACAUACGCCCAAAUACAUGGACGGUGGCAGCACCGCCGUCAGCGCCAGCAUCACGCCUGGCGUCAACAUACCCGGCAAAUCGGCCUUUGUGGAGCUGCAACAACAUGCCGCCGCCGGAUAUGGCGGCAUUCGCAGCACCUAUCAGCAUUUUGGUCCACAAGGCGGUCAGGAUUCGGGCUUCCCGAGUCCUCGCAGCGCCUUAGGCUAUCCAUUCCCGCCCAUGCAUCAGAACUCCUACUCUGGCUAUCAUUUAGGAAGCUACGCGCCGCCCUGUGCGAGUCCCCCCAAGGAUGACUUUUCAAUCUCAGACAAAUGCGAGGACUCCGGCCUACGCGUCAAUGGCAAGGGCAAGAAAAUGCGCAAGCCACGCACCAUUUACAGUUCACUGCAGCUCCAGCAACUGAAUCGCCGUUUCCAACGUACCCAAUAUCUGGCACUGCCCGAACGUGCCGAGCUGGCAGCGAGUUUGGGCCUAACGCAAACGCAGGUAAAAAUCUGGUUCCAGAAUCGUCGUUCCAAGUACAAAAAGAUGAUGAAAGCAGCUCAGGGACCGGGCACCAACAGCGGCAUGCCACUGGGCGGAGGAGGACCCAAUCCUGGUCAGCAUAGUCCUAAUCAAAUGCACAGCGGCGGUAAUAACGGCGGUGGCUCAAAUAGCGGUUCACCCUCACAUUAUCUACCUCCCGGACAUAGUCCAACGCCAUCAAGUACGCCUGUGUCUGAGUUAUCACCCGAAUUCCCACCCACGGGUCUUAGUCCGCCAACGCAAGCGCCAUGGGAUCAGAAACCGCAUUGGAUUGAUCAUAAGCCACCACCGCAAAUGACACCACAGCCACCUCAUCCAGCGGCGCCACAUCCGCAAUCGCAUCAUCAUAAUCCGCCACCUCAAAUGGGCGGUUAUGUGCCGCAGUAUUGGUAUCAGCCCGAGACGAAUCCAUCAUUACUAACCGUGUGGCCGGCGGUUUAACAUCACCCCAAUCCGCUGCCCCCGCCGUCCGCUCCAUGGGCACAGUCCAUGCAAUCCCAAUCCUACGAGGCAAGGCCCUGUGCCGAACUGAAUCUGCACGAGAAUCAUCAACAUCAUCAUCAUCUCCACCACCACCAUCAUCCUCACAAUGGUGCGGUUUAUGUUGGCGAUGGUGAUGGGGCCGCGACGGGGCAGUGAAUGUGACAAACACACACACACACACACAGACAGACAGACAGAAUAUA
Molecule: messenger RNA, 1232 nt
Organism: Drosophila innubila
Lineage: Eukaryota; Metazoa; Arthropoda; Insecta; Diptera; Drosophilidae
Gene: Dll
Product: homeotic protein distal-less
Exons: 7
Coding region: 1-987 (328 amino acids)
Biological process (GO): regulation of transcription by RNA polymerase II
Molecular function (GO): RNA polymerase II cis-regulatory region sequence-specific DNA binding; DNA-binding transcription factor activity, RNA polymerase II-specific
Source: RefSeq, a predicted model, not a curated record